Molecule: messenger RNA, 1275 nt
Organism: Ambispora leptoticha
Lineage: Eukaryota; Fungi; Glomeromycota; Glomeromycetes; Archaeosporales; Ambisporaceae
Source: the annotation of a GenBank genome assembly
AUGACACCCAACAUUACUGAUUCUGCUCCGGCUGAAGAUGCUACCAACGAAUCCCUUCCUAAUGGAUUUCAUCAAAUAGAAGAACACAACCACGAGCAGAUUCGAAAGUAUGGUUUUGGGACGAGAGCAAUUCAUGCCGGUCAACAACCUGACCCGCAUACCGGAGCUGUUAUUCCUCCAAUUUCACUUUCGACGACUUUCCAACAGUCUUCUAUUGGGAUGCACAAGGGUUUUGAAUAUUCUCGAUCCGGUAAUCCGACACGUCAAUCAUUCGAGGAGGCAGUUGCUGCUUUGGAAAAAGGAAAAUACGGUCUCGCCUUCUCCUCAGGAUCCGCAGUUACCGCAACUUUAGUUAGUUCUCUUGGUUUCGGUGGACAUAUUGUAUCUGUAAACGACGUGUACGGUGGCACGUAUCGAUAUUUCACUAAAGUCGCAGUCAACCAAGGAAUUGAAACAACAUUUGUGGAUUUAAUUGAUCCUAAUAAUAUCAAAUCUGCAUUCAGAACCAAUACAAAGAUCGUAUGGGUUGAAACACCAACAAAUCCGACUCUUCGACUAGUUGAUAUCCGAGCAAUAGCGCGGCUCACUCAUCUUCACGGCGCAAUUCUUGUAGUCGACAACACCUUCAUGAGUCCAUACUUUCAAAAUCCACUAGAACUAGGUGCCGACAUAGUUGUCCAUUCUGUCACCAAAUAUAUAAACGGUCACUCGGAUGUAGUAAUGGGUGUCGCGGUAACAAAUGACCCCGAAAUCAAUGAAAAAUUACGAUUUCAUCAAAAUUCAAUGGGUGCCGUCCCUUCUGCAUUCGACUCAUGGCUCGCGAAUCGUGGUUUGAAAACACUACACGUACGAAUGCGACAACAUCAAGAGAACGCGAUGGCGGUCGCGCGGUUCUUGGAGAAGUCGUAUAAGGUCGAAAGCGUAAUAUAUCCUGGGUUGGAAAGUCAUCCGCAACAUAAUUUAGCGAAGAAACAGGCAAAAGGGUUUGGUGGGAUGGUUAGUUUUCGGAUAAAAGGUGGAUUUGAUAGUGCAAAUAAGUUCUUGCAGAGCUUAAAGUUGUUCACUCUGGCCGAGUCAUUGGGUGGUGUUGAAAGUUUGGCAGAACAUCCUGCGCGCAUGACACACGCAUCAAUAUCAGAAGAAGUGCGGAUAGCGCUGGGUGUAACAGACAAUCUUGUUCGAUUGUCUGUUGGUAUAGAAGACAUAGAAGAUCUAUUACUGGACAUUCAACAAGCACUAGAUGUUGCUGUACCAAGCUUACCUAACUUAAUCUAA